GUGGUGAACGACGACGACGGUGGUGGGUGAUGUCAUGCAGCGUGUCUGUCUGUCUGUUCUACCCUCUAACGCUGCAGACGGAGUAGCUAAGUAUAUGGAUACAUCCAUGAUAUCAAGUGACGAGAAGUUAAUGCACGGUAGGCAACAAUCCCUGGCCUGUCAUGCAGCUUCUCUGACGUCUGGACUUGCUACUUAUAUAAUUACACAGCUGGCCAUCUCCAGGACGCCGUUGGACGGCGGACUUCCGGCCGGGAAGUUGUACUUAUCCGGACAUGCUCCCAUGAACCUGUGGGGAGAGGACAAGCAGACGACAGGAGAGAGGGACGGUGAUGACGAGAAGAGUGUGCAUAUUGUCAUGGGCUGCUUGCAUUUUUUGUCUGAUUUAAUACCUAGGUGGUCAUAUCCCUCCCGGAGGGGGGGGCAAGAAGAGAAAUACCCGUCCACAAUCCUGGCACUUCCAACCUUGCAUCCGAUUCUCUCAGGGCAUCCCUCCCCUCGUCCGGAUUAAAACAUCGGGAGCGGAAAGGAGAGGGCUUCGAGAAACACGCAACCUAAAUCUCCAUUUUCGAGGUUGCGGCUAGCCGGAGGAGGAAAAUGAACAAAAUUAGGAAAAUCGAUU
Trichophyton rubrum CBS 118892 is the source of this 619-nucleotide messenger RNA. RefSeq lists its product as uncharacterized. NCBI's taxonomy places the organism in Eukaryota, Fungi, Ascomycota, Eurotiomycetes, Onygenales, Arthrodermataceae. The transcript has a single exon. The record is from RefSeq and is a predicted model, not a curated record. The coding region runs from base 35 to 508 and encodes 157 amino acids.